Molecule: messenger RNA, 885 nt
Organism: Lachancea sp. 'fantastica'
Lineage: Eukaryota; Fungi; Ascomycota; Saccharomycetes; Saccharomycetales; Saccharomycetaceae
Source: the annotation of a GenBank genome assembly
AUGUUCAAAAGGCUCUUGAAUACUUUUUCUUAUCCCGUACUCACUCCUUCUACUUCUCAAAUGCCACUCGUCAAAGCAGCGUGUUUGAUCAUAGGCGAUGAGGUUCUAAAUGGUAAAAUCACCGACACCAACUCUCGGUUUUUCGCUCAAUAUUGUUACCGGUUGGGCAUCAAUCUUCGAGAAAUAGCGACGAUUGGUGAUCAGAAAGACCAAAUUUCCAGCUCGAUCAAACGUCUCAGCGCAGAAAAUGACCUUGUAAUUACCUCAGGCGGUAUCGGCCCCACACACGACGAUAUCACGUACGAAUCGAUCGCCAGUGCUUUCAAUCUGCAUUGCGAACUCAACAAGCAAUGCCAGGACCGAAUGCGGAAAAUCUCUAAGCCAGAACAGCGCUACGACUCCAACGCCCUCAAGGACUUUUACAGGAUGGCCACUUUGCCUGCGGGUCCCGAAGUGCACAGUUUUUACGUUUUGGAUGAGCUAUGGGUGCCCAUCGUAGCAAUCAGUCAAAAAGUGUACAUUUUGCCCGGAAUCCCGCAACUUUUUGAGAAACUGCUCAAUGCAUUUGAGCCAACGUUAAAACAGUUGUACAACGUCAAUGACAGAGACCCUCAUCUUUACGAACGAUAUUUCAUCAAGACCAAAAAAUCAGAAUCUGAGAUAUCGGCGUUCUUGCGUGAAUUGCAAUCGCGGUGUGUGGCGGUCUCUGGGGAGAUAAAAAUAGGGUCUUAUCCUCACUAUGGUAUGGGAUUCAAUACUGUUAGUAUCCUCGGUCUUAAAGAGCACACCAUAUUUCUCAAAGAGCUGGUAAAGGAGUCUAUCCAGAAGCUCGACGGGAAGCCCAUAACGGCUGAAGAGGAGCAACGGAUUUCCGAUUCAAGAUAG